ACAAAUGAAUCGGAGAGGAGAAAGAAGGGAGGGAUAGAGGUGAAGAUAGGGCACAUCCUGCAAAGAUAAUGCCUGUACAAUCAAUGACAUCAUCCUGCUGCUUAUAUAUGUAGGGGAAUGGCCAGAGCACUUCUCACAGUUCACUCACUUUCAAAGCCAGCUGAAGGCAAGAGGAAGCACGAGAGAGAGCCCCCUUCAGUGUCCUUCUGACUUUUAUGAACUUGGCUUGCUAUAGAAGGCUGAAAGAUGAUGGCAGGAAUGAAAAUCCAGCUUGUAUGCAUUCUACUCCUGGCUUUCAGCUCCUUGAGUCUGUGCUCAGAUUCAGAAGAGGAAAUGAAAGCAUUAGAAGCAGAUUUGAUGACCAAUAUGCAUACAUCAAAGAUUAGUAAAACAAGUGUUCCCUCUUGGAAGAUGACUCUGCUUAAUGUUUGCAGUCUUGUAAAUAAUUUGAACAGUCCAGCUGAGGAAACAGGAGAAGUUCGUGAAGAAGAGCUUGUUACAAGAAGGAAAUUUCCUGCUGCUUUAGAUGGCUUUAGCUUGGAAGCAAUGUUGACAAUAUACCAGCUCCACAAAAUUUGUCACAGCAGGGCUUUUCAACACUGGGAGUUAAUCCAGGAAGAUAUUCUUGAAACUGGAAAUGACAAAAUGGAAAAGGAAGAAGUCAUAAAGAGAAAAAUUCCUUAUAUUCUGAAACGGCAGCUGUAUGAGAAUAAACCCAGAAGACCCUACAUACUCAAAAGAGAUUCUUACUAUUACUGAGAAAAUAAAUCAUUUAUUUACAUGUGAUUGUGAUUUAUCAUCCAUUAAUUAAGUAUUAAAUUAUAUAUAUAUGUGUGAAAAUGUGACAAAACACACUUAUUUGUCUCUUCUACAAUUGUGGUUUAUUGAAUGUGAUUUUUCUGCACUAGUAUAAAUUAAACUAAGUGUUUUCAAAUAAAUCUAGAUCUUCAGCAUGA
Molecule: messenger RNA, 956 nt
Organism: Callithrix jacchus (white-tufted-ear marmoset)
Lineage: Eukaryota; Metazoa; Chordata; Mammalia; Primates; Cebidae
Gene: NTS
Product: neurotensin
Cellular component (GO): extracellular region; axon terminus
Molecular function (GO): neuropeptide hormone activity
Source: RefSeq, a predicted model, not a curated record